Papaver somniferum (opium poppy) is the source of this 444-nucleotide messenger RNA. RefSeq names its product probable inactive receptor kinase At2g26730. Gene Ontology annotation, cellular component: plasma membrane. Gene Ontology annotation, molecular function: protein kinase activity. The coding region runs from base 1 to 444 and encodes 147 amino acids. The transcript has 4 exons. Gene Ontology annotation, biological process: protein phosphorylation. NCBI's taxonomy places the organism in Eukaryota, Viridiplantae, Streptophyta, Magnoliopsida, Ranunculales, Papaveraceae. The record is from RefSeq and is a predicted model, not a curated record.
AUGUUAUCACUUCGUUCAUCCCCGUUGUCACCUACAUGGCACCUACGUGGUCGAGUUGAGAAAGGUGAGAUGGCGUUGUCAAUAUACAGUAGUAAGACUACAUCAUGUUCGAAUGAUUCUCCUAAAGACAGAAGCCAUUUGCACGAUCAGAAAGCACAUAUUACGGCCAAAAUCCUAUUAGGACAAGUAGAGCAUGGAGUGAAUUGUGUAGAUGGCACAGACAAGGCUGGGGACCAGAAAUUGCAAGACGACCUGGAUAAUUUAUUGGCCUCGUAUGCUACGGAGGAGCAGAAGAUGAAACUGGGAUUAGACAUAAACACAGGUUCUGGAUUUACUGCACCCGAAGUUUCUAUGUCUGGACAAUAUACCCUAAAGAGUGACGUUUACAGUUUUGGAGUCGUCAUGUUGGAGAUUCUCACUGGUCAUAAAUCCUUUGAAAGGUAA